CUCUCCUUUAUAUAAUCACCAAACAAAGAAGAAGCUCAAUGUUUGUUUCUCCUGAUGGGGUCUUGUUUUUGUUGUUGUUAGGGGUAGAUUUUGGUCGGUUUUUGAAGAGAAAUGUAUGGUUUUUAUUGUCUUUGGUAGAUUUUUGUGCAUGGUGUUGAUUUAUGAUUUUCUUUCUUUCUUUCUUUCCUUUUACGGAUGAUGAAUAUGAUUUUUUGUUUGAUAAGGGUUUGAGGGAAAGGAAAGAGAGAGAAAACUAAGGUUUGAGCUGAUGAAUAUGUGUGUUUUAAGAGGCUGAGUGAGUUAUUACAUGCGAUCCGUUUUGCUGUUGAAUCUACAUUUUGGUUUUAAGAGUCUGGGUUUUGGUUUUUUUUUCUGAUUAUGUUGUGUGUUUAAUGGGAUUUCAUCCUUAUAUAUAGAAAUGAUGAGUUGACAAGUUUGAAGUUUUUAGGUGAUAGUUGGGUGAGGGAACGAGGGAUGUUUAAAUUACCAGUUCAUGCUAACAGCGCUUCUUCAUUGGAUGACAUAGAUCCCUUCGCUGUGGCAAAUGCUGAUGACUCUGAUGCUGGGGCAAAGGAGUCUGUUCAUGUGCGUGUACAGCAGCGAAAUGGAAGGAAAAGCCUGACUACUGUUCAAGGGUUGAAGAAGGAAUAUAGCUACAGCAAGAUACUAAAGGACCUCAAGAAAGAGUUCUGCUGCAAUGGAACUGUUGUCCAGGACCCUGAGCUGGGCCAGGUCAUUGAACUUCAGGGUAAUCAAAGGAAGAACGUUUCCACCUUCCUCAUUCAGGUAAUAAACACACCCUGACCUUGUCUUUUACAAAGUACUUGGUAUAUUUGGGAGCCAUGAAUGAAACAUUUUCUUUCGCUCUCUGCGAACAGUCUGGCAUUGCGAAGAAGGAAAACAUCAAGAUUCAUGGUUUCUAAGUAGCAGCAAGCUAAUUGCUAUACCUAGUCUACACGUCUCGCACAGUUGCAAGUUCAUUAUCAUAUAGAACUUGGCCCUUUUAUCCUGUGUUCUUUCCAACUUUUUUUCAGCAUGUUCUGUACCCUGCAUUUUAAAAAAUGGUGGAUUCACUGCUUGGUGUGUGGUGUGGAUGCGACAUGUUUGAAAAGGUUGCUCGCAGCGUGGCUUUUACAUGUAUGGCCACUGGAUCCCUUAUCAGAAAAAUAGCCUGCUUGCCUUCAUCAGAUGUUGGUGCUACUAGCAAUAAACCAUGAUCUAUCUGGGAUAAUAUGCAAAUCAGUCCUUCUAAAACAUCCCAUAUCAAAAAAACUUAAAAAUUAUAUGAACCCUUCUUCCAUAUCUAUAAAUCCAUGCUUCCAUAGCCAAGAAGCAGCAACCUUUUAUUUUCUUCUCAGAUUUCACCUUGGCAUCUCUAAUAUUUCUUCAACCGCAACUUCUUCAUGGUGAGCAGGGCACGACUGUAUCUGGACUGGCUCGAGUUGAACUAGGGAUGUGAAAGGGGUUUGCUGAGGAUUA
Molecule: messenger RNA, 1479 nt
Organism: Populus nigra (black poplar)
Lineage: Eukaryota; Viridiplantae; Streptophyta; Magnoliopsida; Malpighiales; Salicaceae
Product: protein translation factor SUI1 homolog 2-like
Exons: 2
Coding region: 475-804 (109 amino acids)
Biological process (GO): translational initiation
Molecular function (GO): RNA binding; translation initiation factor activity
Source: RefSeq, a predicted model, not a curated record